Messenger RNA from Tetranychus urticae (two-spotted spider mite), 807 nucleotides. RefSeq lists its product as uncharacterized. The record is from RefSeq and is a predicted model, not a curated record. NCBI's taxonomy places the organism in Eukaryota, Metazoa, Arthropoda, Arachnida, Trombidiformes, Tetranychidae.
CGUGUUUCUUAUUUCAAGAUUCAUUUAUACUUUGAUAUUAUUUUUGUUUUAGAAUGGAGAAACAUGAUGAUGUAUCUACAUUUCAACUAGAAUUUUUAGGUGAAUAUCAUGACAUAGUCAUUGAUUGGAAUGAUGAUAAAUAUAAAUACAAAGAGACACAAUUAUUCGAACUGCUUGAACCGAUAACUGGAAUACCAAGACAAUAUAACAUUAACAUCGAGCUGUAUAAUAUUAACCACCGAAAUGGAGGUUUUAUGUACCAUUACAUUAGCAAACAAGCGAGCGGCUCAGAUUUCCGUAACUCCUUAAAUUCUGCAGCCACCUGUAACUCAAUUAGAAAUGCUGAAGGACGUUUUCAUCUCGCUUAUCGAGCUUAUUAUGAUCCUUGGUUUGGUCAUACUCGUAUUUAUCUUAUCCUAUUACCUGAAAGUUUAGUUCCAGAAGGAGCAUGUCACUAUGAUUUUUGUCGACAUAAAAAUACUAAAACCUUCUUCAACAAGUUAAAGAAUAUAAUCAAUAACGAUCAAUUGAACGCAAAAAUUGCGUCUCUUAUCACGCCUAAUGCUGAAGACGUUCGAAGGGAAGGGAGAGAGAUUUGUAAACAAUUCAAUGUUUUACAAUAUUUUCAUUCUCUUUGUAUUACUCAGCAUAGGGAAUAUGACUUUGAAUCAGAAGCGGUUAGAAUUGUGAUAGGUGACAUGAAACUUUAUUUGAGGACUCGCGGCUAAUUAACUGAAUUGCCUGGUUGAACCUACCAUCGAUUUCUCUCAUUUAACUUCUUUUCCAAGAAAAACUAAUCUAAAUAAA